Molecule: messenger RNA, 906 nt
Organism: Leguminivora glycinivorella
Lineage: Eukaryota; Metazoa; Arthropoda; Insecta; Lepidoptera; Tortricidae
Product: NADH dehydrogenase [ubiquinone] 1 alpha subcomplex assembly factor 3
Exons: 5
Coding region: 116-685 (189 amino acids)
Biological process (GO): mitochondrial respiratory chain complex I assembly
Cellular component (GO): mitochondrial inner membrane
Source: RefSeq, a predicted model, not a curated record
UCAAAGGUUGAUUGUCAAACGAGCAAAACAAAAAGAAAUUCCUUGAUGAAUUUCCACUUCUAACUGAAUUUUAAGGCGUUAAUUACUAAAUAACUUAAUUAAAACCAUAAGAACAAUGUUCCCGAACAUCUCUGGCCGUGUUAGAGCGGCAUCGAAGCGAACUACGCCAUUGUUGAGUUUUGUCCGGACACACAAAGCGGCAUAUGAAGGGGAAGGCAAAACGACAGUGCGUGUGCUGAACCAGGAAGAAGAUCUGGGGCUAAUGAUCGACGCUUACGCCACGUAUGGCUUCCGUCUGAACAAUGGUAUCACGGUCCUCGGGCCGCUGGCGAUCUUCCCUCGCACCAUCCUGUCUUGGCAGGUGCCGCACUCCGAGGCUAUCACGCCGGAGUCUCUGAGGCUCUUUAAGUUGCUGGACCCUAGGAUGGAUCUCAUUGUGAUAGGCAUCGAGAGUAAUGAGCGAACCAUAAUGAACAAGGUGUUCAUGGCUGUCAAACAAGCGGGAUUGACGGCAGAGAUACUGCCUGUUGAACACGCGUGUGCCACCUUCAACUUUCUGAAUGCUGAAGGACGAACGGUAGCAGCGGCGCUUAUUCCCCCCCUCAACGUGGAGCCGAACGAAAACGACAUGCUGCAAUCACAGCUACAUUACCAGAACUUGUACCAGAAGGACCUCUCCGGGUGAACGCGGGAUAGUCAGGAUACCUCAAUAGCCGAGACACACGCCGCGAGGCAAUCUGUUCGCGAGGCAAUGUGCUCACGAGGCAAAUUUUCAGAAUUUGGGACUCCCCAAUAGGCUACUAGACUCAUAUCGAAUUUGGCACAAAAUAUGUUUGUAGAUUUUGGGUAUUAAAAGUAAGUAUAUAGGGUAUUUUCGAUUAAAUGUGUGUAAAUUUUUAUUUAUUU